Molecule: messenger RNA, 1002 nt
Organism: Talpa occidentalis (Iberian mole)
Lineage: Eukaryota; Metazoa; Chordata; Mammalia; Eulipotyphla; Talpidae
Gene: SNCA
Product: synuclein alpha
Exons: 6
Coding region: 253-675 (140 amino acids)
Biological process (GO): regulation of dopamine secretion; chemical synaptic transmission; synapse organization
Cellular component (GO): cytoplasm; neuronal cell body; axon terminus
Molecular function (GO): cuprous ion binding
Source: RefSeq, a predicted model, not a curated record
ACCACAGGUUCGUGGGUUUGCCUCCCACGCCCCCAGCUUCCCCUCGCCGCGCUGUGCUGACGGCAGCCCCCUCGGGGUACUAUCCUCUCCCGGUGUCGCCUCCGCCCUUCCUGUGCGCUCCUGCCAUUCCUCUUACCAUUUGGAAUAUUUGGGAAUUGUUUCAAAAAAAAAAAAAAAAAUCUAAAGGGGGAGAAGGGAUCGGAGUUCUGGAGACACAGGGGAACUCGUGUGCUGUAAAGGAGUUCAUUAGCCAUGGAUGUAUUCAUGAAAGGACUUUCCAAGGCUAAGGAGGGAGUCGUGGCUGCUGCUGAAAAAACCAAACAGGGUGUGGCAGAAGCAGCAGGAAAGACAAAAGAGGGUGUUCUCUAUGUAGGCUCAAAAACAAAGGAAGGAGUGGUUCAUGGUGUGACAACAGUGGCUGAGAAGACCAAAGAACAAGUGACAAAUGUUGGGGAGGCUGUGGUGACAGGGGUGACAGCAGUUGCACAAAAGACAGUGGAGGGAGCAGGAAGCAUUGCAGCUGCCACUGGCUUUGGCAAAAAAGAUCAAUUUGGCAAGAAUGAAGAGGGAGUCCCACAGGAAGGAAUUCUGGAAGAUAUGCCUGUGGAUCCUGACAGCGAGGCUUAUGAAAUGCCUUCUGAGGAAGGAUACCAAGACUACGAACCUGAGGCCUAAGAAAUAUCUUUGCUCUCAAUUUCCUGAGAUCUGCUGACAGAUGUUCCAUCCUGUACAAGUACCUAGUUCCAAUGCGCCCAGUCAUGAUAUUUUCUCAAAGUUUUUAUAGUGUAUUUUGAAGUCUUCCAUCAGCAGUGAUUGAAGAAUCUGUACCUGCCCUCACUCAGCAUUUCGGUGCUUCCCCAUCACUGAAGUGAAUAUAUGGUAGCAGGAUCCUUUGUGUGCUGUGGCUAUUGUGGCAUCAAAUCUAAAAUGUUAAAACAAAUUAAAAACACCUAAGUGACUACCACUUAUUUCUAAAUCCUCACUAUAUUUUUGUUGCUGUUG